This is a messenger RNA of Orbicella faveolata, 930 nucleotides long. RefSeq lists its product as uncharacterized. The record is from RefSeq and is a predicted model, not a curated record. NCBI's taxonomy places the organism in Eukaryota, Metazoa, Cnidaria, Anthozoa, Scleractinia, Merulinidae. Gene Ontology annotation, cellular component: cell surface. Gene Ontology annotation, molecular function: heparin binding.
AGCGGCUGUUUUUAACAAUUACUGCUCAUACUAACUGCGGUAACAAAUCUUAUACAAGUUUGUUCCGAUUGUGUGGAUUCAACCUCAAAGCCUCAAGAAGAUUGUGGAAAAUUCAAGAAGACUGUGGAAGAUGCUGCUCUUUUUUCUGAUGUACAUCCUACUCAUGUCAAGCACAAACAUGGCUGCUGGUUCUCAGCGUUGUUCCCACCCGACAACGGAUGGCAAAUGUUGCAGCAUUCCUUUUACCUAUAAAGGAAUUAAACACCAUUCUUGUACCACGGCUAAUUACAACAGACUGUGGUGUUCACUGGAUUCGACUUACAAUGGAAAAUGGGGUGUUUGUGUUGAAUGUUUGUCAAACACGAUGAAUGGCCAAUGCUGCAGCAUACCUUUCACCUACAAAGGAGUGACUUACACUUCCUGUACUACAGCGAAUCACAACAGGUUGUGGUGUUCACUGGACGCUACCUACAAGGGAAAAUGGGGAAACUGUGUCGAGUGUUCCCACAAGACAACAGCUGGCCAGUGUUGCAGCAUUCCUUUCACUUACAAAGGAGUCAAACACUAUUCCUGUACCACAGCUAAUCACAACAGACUGUGGUGUUCCUUGGAUUCCACUUACAAAGGAAAUUGGGGAAAUUGUGUCCAGUGUUUGCACAAGACAACUGGUGGUCAGUGUUGCAGCAUUCCUUUCACUUACAAAGGAGUGAAGUACAGUUCGUGUACCACAGCUGAUCACAACAGACUGUGGUGUUCACUGGAGUCCACUUACAAAGGAAAAUGGGGAAAUUGUGCAUGAUGGCUCAACAAGUGACUGACUGCGUUAAAAGGAGAAGGGAAUAACACAUGGGAAACAGUAGAUGUCUCAAGUUUUAACGAUGAGAUCUAUAGUCUUCGACAGAAAUAAAGUUCUCGAGUGAUGCAUUUCAA